AUGGCUACAAAUGUACCAUCAGAUAGCCUAGGAUCAGAGCAGCCACGAUCCCUGAUAUCUCAGGAAACACAAGCAGAAAACCAAAACGACAGCCCUGAGGUUUGUCAUGUGAUGUUCCGAGGUUUCAGGCCCUCAGAGAGGUUCAGCCCCAUCCAGAAUCUGAGGAGGAUCUCUGAGCUAUGCUAUCAGUGGCUGAGGCCAGACCUGAAUAGCAAGGAGGAGAUACUGGAUCAACUGGUGAUAGAGCAGUUCAUGAUCUCCAUGCCUCCAGAACUGCAGGCCUUAGUGAAGGAGAACGGAGUGAAGAGCUGCAAAGAACUGGAAAAGCUGCUGAGGGAAGGGAAACAUUACCACUGGUCCAUAAUCUACUCUGAUGAACAGAUAUACUUCCUUCCGGGUUCCAGUUUUGAGAAGGCUGAAGUCCCAGAGGAUAAUGUGGAAUUGUCCCAAGAACACCUAUCAAAUGAGAGUGAGGAGCCUUUCACCAGAGGCCAGGCCAACCCAGAGCUGCAGAACCUGUCAGAGACCAAAGAUCUAUCCACCAAACAGAAAGAGCAAGUUUUGCUGAUGACGGUUCCUGAGAACAGAGAACCUGUACACCCGAGACUUGAGCAGAGCCCAGGGAGAGAUUCACAGGAUUCCAGUGUGGCGUUUGUGUUUCUGCAUCAGGACCCUCAGCUGACACAGGGUCCUGCAGGUUCUUUGAGAGUAAAGGAUUUGGUGACGUCCCAAGAAGAUACAAAUAUUGAUGCUGUCACAUCGUUCACCCAUAUUCUGGAAAGCAAUUUAGCCUUGAACAGAGCUCUUCAGAGUUUCCAAAGAUACAACAUUCCCACUUCCCAAGAAGGGGCCUCCAUUAUAGUCGAUACAGAGCCAAAGGUUGCUAACCCACCAUCUGUACAGCCAGUUGCUCAUCUUGCUGGCCAGGCUCAGUUUUGUUGCAGUGAAUGCGAGAAGGGUUUUUUUAAUAGGUCUCAGCUUAUCAUUCACCAGAGGUCACACACAGGAGAGAGACCCUUCAAGUGCAACAACUGCAACAAGGCAUUUGUACAGUCCUCAGACCUGAAAGUCCACCAGUGCACUCACACGGGGAAUAAGCUGUAUGUGUGUACAGUCUGCAGCAUGGUGUUCACCCACGAGUCCAGCCUGCUGAGUCACAGUCGGAUUCACACAAAGGAGAAACCUUAUGAGUGUGAGCACUGUGGGAAAUGCUUCAGCCACAAGGGCAACCUCAAAGUCCAUGUCCGCAUCCAUAGCGACUCGAGACCCUACAUUUGUAAUGAGUGCAACGCAGCCUUCCGACAGCCAGGGACUUUGAAACGACACUUGAAAAUCCAUUCAAGAAUGGCAUCUGUGUGA
Psammomys obesus (fat sand rat) is the source of this 1359-nucleotide messenger RNA. RefSeq names its product zinc finger and SCAN domain-containing protein 5B-like. The coding region runs from base 1 to 1359 and encodes 452 amino acids. The transcript is spliced from 4 exons. The record is from RefSeq and is a predicted model, not a curated record. NCBI's taxonomy places the organism in Eukaryota, Metazoa, Chordata, Mammalia, Rodentia, Muridae.